This is a messenger RNA of Notolabrus celidotus (New Zealand spotty), 6726 nucleotides long. RefSeq names its product tripartite motif containing 65 (gene trim65). The coding region runs from base 136 to 1677 and encodes 513 amino acids. NCBI's taxonomy places the organism in Eukaryota, Metazoa, Chordata, Actinopteri, Labriformes, Labridae. Gene Ontology annotation, molecular function: protein binding; zinc ion binding. The record is from RefSeq and is a predicted model, not a curated record. The transcript has 8 exons.
AGGCAGCGUUUGUGCGUCUGUCGUCAUCACGCACGCUUCUCCUGACGUUACAGUCAAUGGACGCUGCCCAGUGUUCUCACAGAUGCUGUGCAUGAAUGUCUCUGAUGAAGUGAGAGGGGUUCUCUUUCUUCAGAGAUGGACUCUCAGAACUCAAACCUGAUCUGUGUCAUAUGCCUGGAGCGCUUCCGGAUCCCAGUGACCAUCCCCUGCGGUCACACCUUCUGCCAGACAUGCAUCACAACUCACUGGGACACGAAGAGCAAGUCUGACAUCGGACCUCAGUGUCCCAUGUGCAAUGAAAAGUUUGUGAGCAGGCCCAUCCUCAAACGCAAUGUGUCCCUGUCGGUCCUGACUGAGACUGCGAACAGCACCGGGCCCUCCAGCAGAGAGUCCCUGAUGAGGGGAAGUGACGGGGCCAGAGCGAUGCUGCUCUGUGACCGCCAUAAAAAGCCUCUGGUUUACUACUGCAAACAGGACCGCAUGUCUGUGUGCUGCGAGUGUGGCAUCUCUGAAUGUCUGAACCACGACAAGGUCCUGUUGGAGGUGGAAAGGGAAUGUCAAGAGAUGCUGCUAGAGAGGAAGAAUAAAGAGGUGGGGAGACUCAUGGAGGAAACAGAGAGGAGUAUUAAAGAGCUGACUGACCACAUCAAUCAAGCCAAGGUCACUCUUCAGCAGACCUCUGCCUGGGCCAAUGUCAAGUUUUCCAGCCUGAUUAAAAUCCUAGCCGAGAAGCAGGAAGCUACAGAGCUCUUCAUGGAGGAGCAGAAGGAAGCUGCCAUCUCAGAGGCGGAGGCUCGGCUGGCUGAGCUUGAGGGACGCUCCCAGAUCCUCAGAGAGAGUCAGGGACAGAUAGCAGCUGUACAGAGCCUCACUGACACGGAGCUCAUCAAGGAAUCCAUGCUCAUAGAAGUACCCCGCUUUGAGGAAAUUUCCACGACUAUGACUCCAAACCUCUCCGAUAAGUUAAACUGCGUCACAGAAGUCCUGUCCCGAGUCUCUAAGCUGGUGUCUGAGGACCUGGAGAAAGCCGUGAGCACAGCUGUGGGUCAGGAUAAAGAUGGUUCUCCUCAGGACAAGAGGCCAGUUCUUGCUGUUGUUCCGAGUCCAGCUGCUCCGUGUCACCCUGGUGGAAAGGAGGGCCUCAAUGCUUAUCGAUGUGCACUGACCUUCGACCCUCGCACAGCCAACGUGCACCUGUCUCUGUCCCUGGAGAACCGGAGGGCAGAGCACCUGACCUCUGGGCCGCGCCCCGUCCCAGGCAAUGCAGCGCGCUUCGAUCACACCUGGCAGGUGCUUUGCUUUCAGGGCUUCACCCACGGACAGCACUACUGGGAGCUGGAGGUGUCCAAGCCAUGGGCCUACCUCGGGGUAACCUAUGAAAACAUCCCCAGGAAGGAGAAGGGCAAGAAGUGCAUGGUGGGUAUGAAUGAACUGUCCUGGAGCCUGCAGCUGGACGAGCAUCAGCUCAGCGCCUGGCACAACGGCAGGAGGGAGACUCUGGCCUGUCACCCCCAUCACAGCCGUAUCGGGAUGCUGCUGGACUACGAGGCCGGGACGCUCACGUACUACGGAGACGGGCAGACCAGGCUACACGCCUUCCACUGUGCCUUUACGCAAGAGCUGUUCCCCGCCUGCUGGAUAGGAGAGGGAGUCAGCAUCACCCUGUGCUCCACAUGAGCCGGCUCAGAAGGAAAGGGAAGGAGGGAGCUCAGAAAGAAGAAGCACUAUCAGACACAGAAUUUAUCCCUUCACCGUGACGAAGGUUUCAUUUUUAUAGCAAUGACUGCCUUCCUCAAAAGUAGAGACUGUGAAGGGCUCGAUCCUCCACACUGAGCACUGGAUUUCAGCUAACUCAGCGUUACAAAAUUAAAAUGGUAGCAAACUAUCAUCCUGAAGAACCUGAGGCUUCCCUUUUGAAGACGCUAGAGAUGAAACAAUUAUGCAACCGAAAAUACAAAAGCUCCCAGUUAUUGGAUAAUCAGUCGAUGGUUUAGUCUUUCUCCAAGCCAACACUUGAAACAUUUGCUGCUUCCAGCUUCUUAAACGGAGGUUAUUUGUAGCUUUUCUAAACUUCACCGGCUCUCAGAAAAAGCAAAGAGCAGUUUCUCCCUUUUUUAACCUUUUAAAGAUUUAAAAACAUCCGAGAGGAACACAUACUUCACUCUGCUUUGUUUCCUUUGCUUCUCCGAGUAUUCAUAAACUACAUUAGAGCUGAGCUGGAUCAGUUUGAGAAGAAUCCGUGUGUCAGAUUGUUUUCACUCCUCAGAGUCCUCCUUGUGUUCUUACAGAGCAAUAAGCAUCAUUACAGGUGGGCUUACAGGCGUUUGACCCAUUUUAAAUGAUUCAUUAAAUAAAGCUGAGGUCUGAGCAGCUUCCUUCAGCUGGAUCAGUUUACACUGUUUGAAUCCUGUGCUUUCCAAACACAGAUCACCGUGUGGCUGAGAGGUGAACGUCCUGCAGAUUUGUAUCACACAGACACUACCAGUCCAAAGUUUGGACACACCUUCUCAUUCAAUGGUUUUUAUUUAUUUAAAUUAUUUUCAACAUUGUAGAUUAAUACUGAAGACAUCAAAACUAUGAAAUAAUCUGGUUUUGUCUUAAUCUGGAUUACAACAGUAGUCAAACAGGGCUAUCCAUUGUGUACUAACCCUACCUCUGAACAACACAACUGAUGGUCUCAAACCCAUUAAGAAGGCAAGUCAUUCUACAAAUGAACUCUUGACAAGGCUCAUGUUCAUUAGAAACCAUUCCAGGAGACCACUUCAUGAAGCAGACUGAGAGAAUACCAAGAGUGUGCAAAGCUGUCAUGAAGGAAAAAGGGGGCUACUUUACAGAAUCUAAAAUAUAAAACAGAUUCUGCUUUGUUUAACACUUUUUUGUUCAUUCAAUAAUUCCAUAUAUGUUCUUUCAUAGUUGUGAUGUCUUCAGUAUUAAUCUACAGUGUUUACAAUCAUUACAAUAAAUACAAACCCUUGACUGAGAAGGUGUUUCCAAACUUUUGACUGGUAGUGUACAUCAGACUUCACCUGAACACUAAGCUUUGAGUUUCAUCAGGAGGUCAGUAUAGUAAACAGCAGUUUAUAGUCUGUUAGAUUAGCCAAGCACGCAAAACAGCUCAGCUCUGCUUUAAGGAAACCAACUACAGCUGCCACAAUUCACUAAUUGAGUGCCUGCUGCUUGUAUCUAAUAACCAAACUCCUCCAAAAAAGUUUGGAAACGUUAUCCGGUCAGUAUUUCUCCCCUUUAAUAAUACCAAUAGGUGUUAUAUUUUUAGACCUGAGGUUGCCGCUUGGAUAUGAGUCCAAUGUGGAAGUGCUAAAAACUGCAGUUCAUCAAGGAUCUGCUUGGGGCAGAAAUAAACAUGUUUACAGCCUGGUACAAAAGACGAGUGUAGUCUGGAUAGCUCAUUUCUCCAUCAGCUAACACUGUACGGAGGGUGAAUUUUUUUCAAACUCAGCAAUUUCAAAGAUAUUGAGAUUACAAGUCUUCCAAUGAGAGGCACAGCUGACUUGAUUGACAGGCGGGAACACUGUAGCUGUUGGCGAGGAGGCUCAAAGCCCGCCUCUUUACCUCACAAUCGCAACAGCAGCAACAUGGCUGCCGCCGAUGAUUGGCCUCUUCAGAAACAGAUGGGUGACGUCACGGAUACUACGUCCAUAUUUUAUACAGUCUAUGGUUUUAUUAUAUAUAAAUGGAAAGCCUGAUUAGACACCUUUACAAAGAGGUACGACUUGUAGGGAUCGUGCUUCUGUGGAAUGAACAACACAGAUAAACGUGUGAGUAGCUCCCACAUAAAUGUGUCAGAAUCCCCUGCAGUGUUCUCCUGUUGGUGUUCACUCUUGUGUUGAGUUGCUUGGUGGAUUGGAUGAUUUCACUCUCAGACAGUAAUCAGGACAAAACAACACAUAGUGGACAUUUUUACUCUUCAUUCAUGUCACACUGUCAGGAACCACAUUUAAAGUGGGGAUCCAGACGCAGCCAUGACAGCCUCUCCUCAGACUCCUCCCUCCUUAUGCUGGUCACAUUUUGCCGUGCGAUGGCGUUCCAUUCCUCAACCAGCGGGGUUAAGUUGGUCAGUGUUCAAUGGGGUUGAGGUCUGGACUCGCGGCAGGCCACUCCCAAGUCCUGGAGGUACCAUGGCUGUUUUUGAAACCUCCUACUAUCCCAGCAGUACGUACUGAUUUGGUCUAAAUUCAGUAUGUAGUAUGUGAACAAGCAACAUCUUCAGUAUGACAAAACUACCCGGAUGUUGUACUGAUUCAGGAACAUGUCUCAGUCUGCAUCGGAUCAGUCUGCCUCGCGUACUGUUUCCCACAAUGCACAGCGCUAACGGUCCUCUAUUUAUUUUUUCUUCUUUUUUUAAGGGGGCACUCAGUUUUUAGGUGCUGUGAAAAUAUUAAAUUCCAUAGAAACCACUUCUUAACAUCAGCUUGGUCGUUGUUUACUUCCGCUUUCCGAAACCGGAAAUCCAGCACCGCCUGACCCAGCAUCCUGCAGACCAGAUCCAACAGAACAGUCAGACUACAGACUAAAUUCAAACACAGUAUGUAGUAGGCACUUUAAGUACUUUUUUUUUUUCCCCCCAAGUGUGUUUCCUUCCUUUUUACUGUGUGCCUGUCGCACUUUAAGAUUUCUUGAAAUGAAAAGUGCGUUCUAAAUAAAAAUGUAUGAUUCUUUUUAUCAUUACCUACUGCAUUACUACAUUCAUAGGUAGUAUGGAGCAGGCCGUUUAAAAACAGCCAUUGUGACGAUCCUGGCUCUGCGGGGGAGAGCGUUGUCAUCCUGGAGUUAGGUCCCAGAUUCAGGUGCAGGUCAUACACCUGUGACUGGCACACACCUGGCAGCACUUGAAGAAUAUUUUGGCGCAAUUAUUCGGGGGGUGCUACCCUUACGUUUAGCUGUGUUGCUCAUUCCAAGAAUGCACUGUCUUACAAGUUGUACCUCGUUGUAAAGAUGAAUAAUCAGUAGGGAUGUAUACAACUAAUCAAGUAUCGAUUCAUUGAUUAUUUAGAAUUUACUUGAAACUUUAAACAGGACAUUUCCACCUUUAGAUACAAAGCCAACAGACUGGUUGGAUUUGCUAGUACGCUAUGUUUGCAGAGCAGCAACAUCAGAGCUGUCUGGGCUUUUCAGAGCUGGACUGAUUAUGACCCGGUUGCGCUCCUGGCUGACACCUGACCGAAUACACGUUUAUUUUUCUCAAUAAGAACAAGUAGACAGAAAACUGGACACUGUGAGUCUGAAGUACUUUUCUGUUAAUAUUAUGAGCCUUCACUUUAUAAGACUAGGUCUGUGGAGAUUAUUUUAUGAGCCUGAUCGUUGAUAAUCAGCGUUAAACAUGUACCCGUAUUCAAUACCGUCAGUUAUAUGCAUUUUGUUGCUUUGGAAAAUAUCAUUUAGGGGAAAAACAACAUAAUUGGAUUUGUUUUUGACGUAAGAAAACUCAAUGUUUUUAUUGAUUAGUCAAUAAUUGAUCGUUAACAUUUCCAAAAAUCGAUUGCAGAAACUACAAAAAUGUACAUCCUUGCUUAUCAGGCUUUCAAUUGAUAUAAAAAGCUACUGUACGGUAUUAUUAUAGGGGAGAAAUAAUUGAUGCAGAAAACGUUUCCAAACUUCUUUUGAGGAGUUAAGUUGUAGCUGGUGAGACUUCAGAAGUCGGUCCAGCAGCCAGGAAAUUGUCAAACGUGUAAUCUGACAUGUUUGACACUCGAGUGUUUUAAACUCUGAGUAAGAGUUGAUGCUUGUAUUGCCUUCACAACAAAAUCCCACCCAGAGUUUCUCCUCUCAGUCUCUGUGCACUAUUCACUACGCUAACUUUCUGGCUUUAUUCAGUACUCACCGUACAGACACGGAGGCACACCGAUACGCUUAUUCUUGGCAAGAAAGCCGAAAGGUGAUUGACCAGUUCCUCUCUGCUGAAGUAGUCUUGUUUCUCAAAUGUUGAUGUGGAAGUAGAUUAAAGCCACACACUGUAGAUACACACCUGUUAGAGCUCACUGCAGUAAAAUAACCAUGUGCUGGAUAGAUAUCUCUCACUCCUUCUGAUUAUGCUCACAUUUUCUCCUUUAAGUUUGAACCUCUGGAAUCACUCCUCGUAGACAUGGGAGCCAAUCACGUGUUUGUAUGUGUGGGACAAUAUGAUUUAACAUGUUUCUGUUCUCUUGUUGUACCAUGAACCAUGUCUGUGAAACCGUCUGUUGGUUUAUACUUUACUACUGAGAACGGAGAAGUGAAGAUUGAACACCGUUGUUAUGGUCAUGAUGUUGGUGUGACGGCUCAAACAGAAGAGUCCAGAACUUGUGCUGCUGUACGAAUGUGUUAACGGGCACGAGGCUUUUUUUAUCAGGAGCACUCAUGAGGCUUCAUGUCAGUCUUUGGGAAACUGCUGUGGAUUUGCACAAGUCGUCUGAGAACUACUGACGCCGAGAGAGGAAAGCACACUUCAGGCUGUUGCGGCCUAGAGUCCUGAAAUCUGAAAUCUAGACCGGCCGCUGACUCUGGAACCGGUUUAUGUUGAGUUUGCUUUUUUGCAGUAUACCAUUUUUAAAAGUGGAAAACCCUCAAUGUUGUGAUGUUUCAAUGCUCAGUGUAGGAUAUAGACUGAGUGUAAGAAGUGUACUGUUAGUUUGUUGAUCACAGGUCGCCGUGCUCAAAGCAUCGUCUGCUGAUCUUCAGUUUUACAAUGACAAAAUCAAUCUUCAAAUAAAGACGACUACUUCUUACAAA